AGGCUUAAAAGAUCGUCGAAGCUAAACACCUUUACAUAGUCUCAACACCCCUCCCAGCCUAGGGCCAGUUAUCAGCGGUCUUCUCCUCCUUCGCUGGACUUGGCGAUCAAUCUUCUGGCUCCUCACGGUGACAUCUGCGCUCUGCCUGAUUAUGAUGGUCCUCUUUCUACCAGAGACAGCGCGAAGUAUCGUUGCUAAUGGUAGCCGCCCGGCAAAAGGCAUCAACAAGCCCUUGGUCCCCCUUGUUGCUCCAAAGGCCCGGGACGUGGCAAUGGCCGAGAGCAUCUCUGGUGUACCCAUCAGGGAGGGGCACCGGAAGUUCCCAAACCCCCUGGCCGCCUUGAAGCUGCUUCGCAUUCCUGGCACUGCCAUAAUUUUGGUGGCAUACGGAAUCAACUACACGGUCUACUGCUGCCUGCAGGCUUCUCUGUCUACCCUGUUCGUCGACAUCUACGGCGUUUCUGGCUUAGUCGCUGGCUUGGUGUACAUUCCUUUUGGUGUGGCAGUUGCUCUGAGCGCUUUUGCAACUGGGCGGCUACUCGAUAUCAGUUACAAGAAGACUGCAGCGGAGAACGGAAUCAGCAUCGUCAAGAGCAAGGAGACCGACCUGAAGGCCUUUCCCAUCGAACGCGCCAGAUUACGAACCGUCAUCUUGAGUGUUGCCUUGAGCGCGUUCCUAGUGAUGGGUUACGGCUGGGCUCUGCAGGCGCGCGUGUCCAUGGCCGUUCCGUUGGUCUUGCAGUUCUUUAUCGGCUUAACGAUCCAAGGUAUCUUCACCGCACUCAACACGCUGCUCGUCGAUCUCCACCAAGACUGUCCCUCCACAGCACAGGCUGCUUGCAACUUUGUCCGCUGCGAGAUGGCAGCCGCCUGUCUGGCUGCCCUCGAUGCACUAAUAAGACGCAUCGGUCCAGGGUGGAGCUUUCUACUCUUCGGGGUCACCCUUUUCAUUGAGUUCCUAAUGUUGCUUCUCCUCCAACUCAGGGGGAUGAAAUGGCGGCACGCACGCUCAGAGGUUAGGUACCUAGGGCAUGAUUGAGUCACGAGUAUUUGCCGAUAGUAGUAGCAAAUACCCGCCUCUUCUUUUGCGCGAA
Chaetomium fimeti is the source of this 1094-nucleotide messenger RNA. RefSeq names its product major facilitator superfamily domain-containing protein. Gene Ontology annotation, molecular function: transmembrane transporter activity. Gene Ontology annotation, cellular component: plasma membrane. Gene Ontology annotation, biological process: transmembrane transport. The record is from RefSeq and is a predicted model, not a curated record. The transcript has a single exon. Lineage: Eukaryota; Fungi; Ascomycota; Sordariomycetes; Sordariales; Chaetomiaceae. Bases 152 to 1039 code for a protein of 295 amino acids.